Molecule: messenger RNA, 1250 nt
Organism: Pseudonaja textilis
Lineage: Eukaryota; Metazoa; Chordata; Lepidosauria; Squamata; Elapidae
Source: RefSeq, a predicted model, not a curated record
UACCAAUGAAAGGGCAUCCAUCUCAAGGGGAAGCCAUGGGUUAUACCAUGGAAAUGUUUGUUAUUUUUGUACUGGCUCCCUUUAUGGUGCUGAUCGUAUUUUCGGUGGCAACGAUGCUAAUCAUCAGAAAGAUUCGGCAGCGCCAUAUGGAAAGGCUGAAUUCGAGGGACGCAGAAUAUGGCACAAUUGAAGGGCUCAUCGCCUCAAACGUUGGCGACAACACAUUGGCAGACCUGUUGGACCAUUCCUGUACCUCUGGGAGCGGCUCAGGGCUGCCUUUCCUGGUACAAAGAACAGUGGCUCGGCAGAUUACCCUCUUGGAGUGCGUAGGGAAAGGCCGAUACGGAGAAGUCUGGCGAGGACAAUGGCAAGGAGAGAGCAUUGCUGUCAAGAUCUUUUCUUCCCGAGAUGAAAAGUCCUGGUUCAGAGAAACAGAAUUAUACAAUACCGUGUUGCUGAGGCAUGAAAAUAUUUUAGGUUUUAUUGCUUCAGACAUGACAUCACGGAAUUCCAGCACUCAGCUGUGGCUGAUCACACAUUAUCAUGAAAUGGGCUCGCUCUACGACUACCUGCAGCUGACAACGUUGGACACUGUGAGCUGCUUACGAAUAGUUUUGUCCAUAGCUAGUGGCCUUGCUCAUUUGCACAGUGAGAUAUUCGGGACCCAAGGAAAACCUGCCAUUGCUCACCGGGACUUGAAGAGUAAAAACAUCUUGGUUAAGAAAAAUGGGCAGUGUUGCAUUGCAGAUCUAGGUCUGUCCGUCAUGCAUUCUCAAAGUACCAAUCAGCUGGAUGUUGGGAACAACCCCCGUGUAGGUACCAAGCGUUACAUGGCCCCAGAAGUCUUAGAUGAAACAAUUCAGGUGGACUGCUUUGACUCCUACAAAAGAGUUGACAUUUGGGCAUUUGGACUGGUCCUCUGGGAAGUAGCCAGACGCAUGGUUAGCAAUGGUAUAGUUGAAGACUACAAACCUCCAUUUUAUGAUGUUGUUCCUAACGAUCCUAGUUUUGAAGACAUGAAAAAAGUAGUUUGUGUGGAUCAGCAGAGGCCAAAUAUUCCCAACAGAUGGUUUUCAGACCCUACAUUAACUUCACUGGCUAAGCUCAUGAAAGAAUGCUGGUACCACAAUCCAUCGGCAAGAUUAACAGCUUUGCGUAUCAAAAAGACGUUGACCAAAAUUGAUAAUUCCUUGGACAAGCUCAAAUCUGACUGUUGAUUAAAAAAAUAAUAAUGCCACAAUGCUGGCAGA